GAUGAAAGCUACUUCAAAUCAGCUGUCAAAUAUGGCCUAGAAAAGCUCAACACCUACUGGGAGAAGUUAGUAAUAGAGCCAACUCCAAGCUUCUAUACUAUUUCCACAGCUCUCCAUCCCAGGUUACGUCUCAAUUGGUUCAAAUCUCACUGGCGUGAUUACCGAGAUUGGCAGCGGAAGGCUGAUAAUUCUUUCCGCACUAUAUUUAAG
Macroventuria anomochaeta is the source of this 210-nucleotide messenger RNA. RefSeq lists its product as uncharacterized. Lineage: Eukaryota; Fungi; Ascomycota; Dothideomycetes; Pleosporales; Didymellaceae. The record is from RefSeq and is a predicted model, not a curated record. The annotation marks the transcript as partial. The transcript has a single exon.